Molecule: messenger RNA, 2361 nt
Organism: Lasiodiplodia theobromae
Lineage: Eukaryota; Fungi; Ascomycota; Dothideomycetes; Botryosphaeriales; Botryosphaeriaceae
Product: FAD binding domain containing protein
Exons: 6
Coding region: 1-2361 (786 amino acids)
Molecular function (GO): FAD binding
Source: RefSeq, a predicted model, not a curated record
AUGAAAGUCAUCAUAGUCGGAGGCUCGAUCACCGGCCUCACUCUCGCCAACAUGUUGGAAAGAAUUGGCGUCGACUACGUGCUUCUAGAGGCACACUCGGAAAUUGCGCCGCAGGUGGGCGCCAGCAUAGGCAUGUGGCCGUACGGGCUGCGCAUCCUCGACCAGCUGGGUUGCUACGAGCCCAUUAGAGCGCUCAUCGACAAGCCGCUGGAGCGAGGCGUUCUGGUGGGACCGGACGGAAAGCCUCUGCUGACGACGGAGAACCUGUCCGACCACAUCGAGGAGAGGCAUGGCUACCCGGUCAUCUUUGUCGACCGUCAGGCAGUCUUGCAGAUUCUCUACGACAAUAUCAAUGACAAGUCCAAGGUACUGCUGAACAAGCGUGUCGCUACGGUGACACAACGCGCUUCUUCGAUCGGGGUAACGCUGAAAGACGGAUCUUCUCACUUUGGCGACAUCGUUGUGGGAGCGGAUGGCAUCCACAGCACGGUGAGAAGUGAAAUGUGGCGCAUUGCGGAGACGGCAAAGCCGGGCUACAUUCCGGCAUCGGAGCGGACGGACGUCCCCACCAAGUACAACUGCAUUUUUGGUAUAUCCAAGCCUACGCCUGGAUUGCCCCUCCAAACCGCGUUCAAUGUGCUUAGAAAGGACUACUCUUACCUUGUCAUCACCGGUCCUGGAGGUCGAGUAUAUUGGUUCGUCUUCACCCGCCUUCCUGAAACGCAGCACGGGGCGAUCCCACGCUACAGCAAGGAAGACGAGGAGGAGCUGGUGAAGAGGUACCGGGACGAUCGAGUCUACGAGGAUGUCAGGUUCUCCGAAAUCUACAAAAACAAACUAUCCUCGGUUUUGACGGCAAUCCCUGAGUACGUCUUCAAGAAGUGGUAUUUCGGUCGUGUCAUCACAAUCGGAGACUCUGCGCACAAGCUCAAUCCCCUCCCAGGCCAGGGCGGCAACAGCGCCAUCGAAACCUCGGCGGCCUUCGUAAACGCCCUUUUCAGACAACUGAAGUCCUCUCCGACCGCGCUAUCGCAAGCAGACAUCGAGCACAUCUUCUCCGAGACGCAGAACGUGCGUCACAACCGCGCAUGGGAGGUGGUGUCGUACGCACACGAUCAGCAGAAAGUCGAGGCCAUGGAGACGCCCGCUCUGGGCCUGUUCGCGCGCUGGAUCCUGCCGCGCUUGGAAAGAGAGACUGCGAUGUCGCGGUUUGCGGACGUCAUCUCGGCCGGCGUCCGGCUCGAAAUGCUGCCCCUGCCCGAGCGUCCUCGCUGGAUUCCGUACCACGACGAGCUGCCGGCGAAGCAGAUGGGCGGCGGGCGUCUCGCGGCUGUUGCGGCUGCGUGCUUCUUCGCAGCGCUGGCCUAUACUGCCAAGGUCGCUCUCGCCCUCUCCCUUCCGGACGAGCCGCUCCGCUUUUUAGGAAGUCCGCUGCGGGCCACGUACACAGGUGUACACCUGCUCGAUGAGUGGUUCCGAACACUUGUCUUUGCCUUCGCUCGCGGCGUUGCCGGGCCGGACGCGGGGCUCCGUAUCAUGGUGGUGUAUUUCCUCAGCAUGCUGCUCCCCAUCACAACCGUAUGGAUCGUCGAGGCCUACCGUCUCGGAAACAAGCGGACGCCACUCGCCUGGCCGUCACUGUGGACCGCUGCGUACCAGCUGCGCGGCAUCGGCUUGGUUGCGCCCAUCUACUACCUGGUCAGCGUCUUCACUUCCUCCCACAGGGCAUACGAGCACCUGUCCGGCCGCCCCGUUCCCGAGGCCGUCGCGAAAGCCAUCGUCCCCGCCGUGGUCCUUGGCUAUGCGAUCCCGACCGCGCUGAUGUUCCUCCCGUACGGAAGCGCUGCCGUCGUUCAGAACGCAAUCGCCACAUGGCAGCCAGCCCCCGUCCUUGCCUGCGCCCUCGUAUGGGCGCUUGCGCAUCUACUCGGCAGCAGCCACCGUGGUGGUGGGCCUCUGGCCAUGUACAGCAAGAGAGAGACGGAGCAUCUCCGGUCGGCGUAUCUGACCACGUUCGUCGUCGCCGCCAUCGUCCACGCAGCGGUUUUCGUCUACCUUGUCGUCGACCCGGACAUGUCGUUCAGACAGGCCGUUCGAUUCGUUCUCCCACCGCCGCAUGGGCGGAUCUCGAGCCAGGACGACUUCGACUCCGCCAUGUCCAACUUUUGGCGUAUUUGGAGCAUGCGGCGGAGGGGUUACAUCUCGACUGCGCAGGCGGGGAGAGCGGUGGCGGCCGUCGUUUGUGGGCAGGUCCUGGUUGGUCCGGGAGCGACGUAUGCGGGCCUGUGGUACUGGCGUGAGAACUGUCUCAGUGCGCUUUCGAAGUCAAGCUCCGAGUUGGCCAAGUCUGCACCGCUCUGA